AUGGCGUCCAGUGCGCCGAUUGCCAUCUCGUUCUUGGUGGAUCUGACUGCUCGCAAGAGUCAACAAGAGCUCGUCCGCCUUUUGGCUGUGACUGAGAGCCAAAGCCAAUAUGAGCGAAAACAAGCCUUGCAACAAUAUGCCCACAAUACACUAGCUCGCCUGCUGCGGUUGCUGUCUUUGCUUCGCUGGAGCACUCGCUAUCAAAAAGCCCUGACCCAAAUGACCACGCGCGCGCAAGGGUCCCACCAGUUUGUCGUGGAAACGGCCGAUAUUCUCGUGCAGCAAGCCCAAGAGCUCCUGCCUGUCGGCAUCCUCAAUGCCGAGACGCCUCGCCCUCUCCACGAAGCGUGCUUACAGUGUGCCAAGCUGGCGGCUCGCCUUCAACUACAAGUCCUGGCAGCCAAGGCCCAGCGUCUGAUGCAGGGCAUGUGGGCCGGCGUCGUUCGACUGACUGAGAAUAAAAACGAACGUUUAAAGCUGGAAUUCUGGCCUGGCUUUGACGAGCCCCAGCAGCAGGUGUCCGUGCUCAUUAGCGGCACAGAGCUUGAUGAUGAUCAACACCUCUCCGUGACAGUGCACCCUGCUUUGCGCGAUGUGGAAACUGAUCGGCUUAUCAAGCCCCACAUCGAUUUGGCUUCACUAGAUCCGCUUGAACUAGUCACCACCAUCUGGGCUCAAUUGUGGCGCAUGAAAGUAACACGCUUAAAUGCCAUCUUUUCGACCUGUGCUUCUCGCCUCGCCCGCCCUCUGAAGGUGACACUCUGCUCAGAUGUGCCGCCUCAGCCCAACGUGGCGCAAGGGCCUUGGCUUGAGUUGGCUUUUGCUGACGCGCAAUCGGCCACCCUUGUCAUCCGUCUCCGACCACUGGGGAACGGCACGAUGACAUUGUCCUGGGCGUCGAGUCAUGUGCCCACCGAUGUCGACAUCGGUCCGCUGCGUCGCGCUCUCAACGACGUCACGCGUCAGACAGAGACCGUCCUGCAGCCCAUCCUGAACGAGCUGUAUGCCGAUCUGCUGGCCACCGCCGAGCGACAACGGCUGUCUGACAACAGCCGCUUUCACUUUUAUCCCACGCCCCCGUACUCCAGCUCAGCAUUCUGGCCUCCAGCCAAAGCCAAGGUGGUGGGAGUUUUGCUGGCCCCUUUCCAUGCCCACGUCGCCGUGGGCACCACCCUGGACCUUGAGACACUGCAGCUUGCUUGCCAUUUGUUGUUGGCUCAACCUGUGGCGGAACGAGAGUUGCUAGCCGGGCGACGCAUGGGGCCAUCCACGCCAAGCGUUGGCGCGUCUGUUAACAUGGACAGCGGUACCAAGGCAGACGGCAGUGUUCCAGCUUUGCCACCCUCUACGGCAGAAUGGCUUCUCACCGACCCCCUUUCCAUUGCUUUACACUUCAGCCACGUCGCUAAAGAACCCUUUAAUAGUGGUUUCGCACAUGUCCAGAGCUUGCUCGAAGCCUUGCCCAUUCCAUCCAGCUCUUUAUCCGACGACGCGAGAGCACUGGAUGCUGUGCUCGAGCCCCUGGUUGGGCUGACAGCUGUCUGCCGCCAGCUGAGUCUUUUGAGCGUUGAGUUUGCGGUGCACACCCUACCAUCGGGUCAUCUCGUGAUUGUUAUCAAGGAUGUGCCCCGUGAGGCUGCCAGUGGUCCCAUCCUCGCCUCGACAUGUUGCACCAUCGCACUCGGUGCAGAUGGCUCCAGCUGCUUUGAAAUUCUGGCCACAAAUGGCAACAGCUAUCGCAGUCCUCCCAUCCCCGCAGCCGCGGUGGUCAGCAAGCUCGAGCCGACGGCGCGCGCGUUGAGCUUACUGGCCGAGGUCAACAGGGUAAUGGCCAAAAAGCAACUGCCAUUUUUGUCAGGGGAAAUGGUGCCCUCGCAGGCCAAGCUGCGCUUUCGCAUGGACCUGGAGGAUGGACAAGUGGUUGGUGCUCAGCCGUGGUUGACUGGCGAGCUCGGCUUGGAUCAAAAAACGCAAGCUCUAGGCUUGCAACAGCUUUGUUUUGCCGACAAAACACCAUGCCAACUGCCCUCGCUUUCGCUCUUGGAGGAGUUUUGCAACACGUCGGGUGGCUUCGGAAAGUGCAUGUAUGCGUUGCAUCGCACGGCCAACGUCAUGACUGCUGUGCAACAGACAAUCGAGGCGGGCCUUGAAGUCCUCAUGGUCACGCCGACCCGCUUCUGCUUGUAUGACAAUCUUCUUGGGCGUCACGGUAUCGAAGUUGCCGUUCGAAGUGACAACAUGGUCGUGAUUCGGGAUUUGACAGGAGUCGUCAAACUGAACUCGCAGUUGACGGGUGUGUCCCCGGUCAUGGGCAUCAGUGUUUCUGGUUCGCCGACCCAUUUUCAGAGUCCGCGCCGUGAGGACUUGGUGCAGACCGUUAAGCGCAAGUUGCUCCGGCUUCAUGAACUGCUCGAUUGCCAUGAGAACAAGGAGGCCUUGUACUUUGUCAACACCGACGUGCUCUUGCGCCUUUUGGCGGCCCCGGAUGCCGUUUCACCACUGGCUUGCCACUUUGGCGCCUGUCGCAUUGCUGAGGGUCUAGAGCGGUUUGCCAGCUUUCGCAAGGUUGAUUGCGAGGUUCUCAAAUCCCAUCGUGAGGGAUCUUUCGCUGUCAAAUAUCGGGUCACCCACGGCCGUGAGGUGGGUCGGGAGGUGGAUUGGAGCUACUCACAAGAUUCUUGUGCAGCCACGGCCACCAUCAAGAGCUUGAGUCCGGACGAGGCUUCUUUUAUUGCUUUUUGUCAGAAAAAGUGCCUCUUCAUGACUGCAAAGCCAAGUGAAGGUGACGCCUUAAGAUUGUCAGCCGCAAGAUCCAAUGGCUUGUUUUUUGACGAUGUGUGGAAUAGGCGCGGGGAUGCGCUCUCGCAGGAUAUUGAAGCGGUGAGCUGCAUCGUUGAGCUGGAUCAAGGCGACGGCAAGAGUUGCAUCGUUCCCUUGACAUUACAAGUUGGCCAACGAGUUGUGCCGUGGGCUGCCAAGAAGGGCUGCACUCCAGCUGUCGCCCAAUAUCUUCGCCGUUUGCAGUUCUUGAUCGAUGAUCUGAGCGAGGUUGAUGCGAUCUCCUUGCCUGCCGCAGUCAAAGCGCUUCGUCAAGAGCUCGUACGUUAG
Molecule: messenger RNA, 3108 nt
Organism: Monosiga brevicollis MX1
Lineage: Eukaryota; Choanoflagellata; Craspedida; Salpingoecidae
Exons: 11
Coding region: 1-3108 (1035 amino acids)
Biological process (GO): regulation of transcription by RNA polymerase II
Cellular component (GO): mediator complex; core mediator complex
Molecular function (GO): transcription coregulator activity
Source: RefSeq, a predicted model, not a curated record